AUGGGUGUGCAUACUACCGGUAGUACCGGUACUGGUGGGGAUGGGAGAGUUAUCUUUCUUGCCCUUGGCUAUGUGUUUUAUUUCUUCCAAAAAGCUCUGAAACACCCACUUCAAACUACAGCCGUACGUCUAUCACCAUGUCCAACUCAUCCUCGUCCUCUCAAUGCAACCCCAGCAGCGGCAACCAAGGAACUGAGACUCCAAGCAGUAUCCCUUUGGUGGAGUUGGCUUCACAGAUUGAUUGCUCCUCCAGCUACCAGUACAUGGUCACUCAAGAACCUUGUGAUGUCGAGGGGCAGAGAUCCCGCCUUCAGACAAUUCUUGGGGCAGUUCUUGACUUGUUGGAUGAUGAAGAGGACUGGCUUGUUGACAUGGAUACAGGCGACAGUACGCUGGGAGAUGCUAGAAGACUCCUUACGAUGA
Molecule: messenger RNA, 423 nt
Organism: Seminavis robusta
Lineage: Eukaryota; Bacillariophyta; Bacillariophyceae; Naviculales; Naviculaceae
Source: the annotation of a GenBank genome assembly